Trypanosoma brucei brucei TREU927 is the source of this 564-nucleotide messenger RNA. RefSeq lists its product as hypothetical. The transcript has a single exon. The record is from RefSeq and is a predicted model, not a curated record. Lineage: Eukaryota; Euglenozoa; Kinetoplastea; Trypanosomatida; Trypanosomatidae. Bases 1 to 564 code for a protein of 187 amino acids.
AUGUGUGGGGCUCAUUCGUGCAAAGUCCGCGUUGGGAAUAUGUGUGACUGUGAAGUUGUGGGAUAUGAAGUUCCCGGAAAGAAAAGAAUUUUACUGCACCUUCUUCCAUUGUUCUCUCUUUUCCCUUUCUCUUCCUCCAUUGCACCCCUCUGCAAGCGGUCGCUACUUUUGUUUCCUUUUGUUUUUUGUUUGAAUUGCAACUAUUUGCUGAUGGUGGAUAGCACUGCGGAGCAGACGAAACGCACAUGUGUUUUCUAUACACUCGUACCUGCACUUUUUCUUAAUUUUUCUACUAGGUCUCUUCUUCGGUUGCUCAUUCUCCUUUUUUUUUCAUUUUUUAAUGUUGCCGGCCGGCGGACUUUGCUGACGAGGUUAUGCUGUUGUUUCCACUUACCGUUUCACGCUUCUCCCUUACCUCUCCCGAAAGUGAUGGGUGCAGAGGGGAAAAUGAUGCUGACGAAUGAAGUACGUAAACCGAGAAGAAGGAAGGAAAAGAAAGAAGAUGAAAUAAUGGUUAUAGCCAUAUUAACAACAGCAGUAAACGAGCUCGCAACGUUUUCAUAA